This is a messenger RNA of Cavia porcellus (domestic guinea pig), 554 nucleotides long. RefSeq names its product mitochondrial ribosome and complex I assembly factor AltMIEF1. The coding region runs from base 238 to 450 and encodes 70 amino acids. The transcript has 2 exons. The record is from RefSeq and is a predicted model, not a curated record. NCBI's taxonomy places the organism in Eukaryota, Metazoa, Chordata, Mammalia, Rodentia, Caviidae.
GAAGCUUUUGGCCCCGCCUCUGGAGGGAGGUGGAUGAGGAGACCGGAAGCGUUUGCUUCCUCUCGCCUCGGUGCUUCCUUUAGUCCCGCCCCCGGCUACGUGCGCAAGGUCAUGUUCCGGAAGUAAAGGGGCCAUGUUGAUGGGUGACCCCGGGAGAGGCACUAGGCGAGAGGCGAAUCCGGAGGAGUGGUAACGCGCGCGGCCCGCGGAGCGUGACGCUAGUCCCGCCUGUCCCCCAUGGCCCCGUGGAGCCGAGAGGCGGUGCUGAGUCUCUACCGGGCUCUACUGCGCCAGGGCCGAGAGCUUCGCUACACUGAUCGAGAUUUCUACUUUGCCUCUGUCCGCCGAGAGUUCCGGAAAAACCAGAGGCUUGAGGAUCCUGAGGCCCGGGAGAAGCAGCUGGAGAAAGGGCUUGUCUUCCUUCGCAGCAAACUAGGGGGACUUGUUUAGGAUCCUCCCCUUUACUCUUACACCCUGACUGCAAGGAAAGAGGACAAAGUGUGGACACUCCUGUCCCCCCCCCCCCCACCUCCCAGAUGCAUUAAGAAGCCUCA